Hydatigera taeniaeformis is the source of this 225-nucleotide messenger RNA. The record is from the annotation of a GenBank genome assembly. Lineage: Eukaryota; Metazoa; Platyhelminthes; Cestoda; Cyclophyllidea; Taeniidae.
AUGGUGUGUCGGGGUUGGGACCAAGAGGGCCUUCUGGCGAGCCUGAAGAACCUCACGGGUCUGUCAUUGUCCCGCAAUUGCUUCACUGUCUUUCCCUCCGGUGGACCGCAGCAGUUCAUCACCGUCCAGGUGUGUGCAAUAUCGCUGUCAAGUGUAUGCAUUUUGGUUUUGUGGCACGACGGUAGUAAUGGUGGUGGCGAUAGAAUUUCAAUUUAUUCUUUGUAA